Molecule: messenger RNA, 705 nt
Organism: Penicillium crustosum
Lineage: Eukaryota; Fungi; Ascomycota; Eurotiomycetes; Eurotiales; Aspergillaceae
Exons: 3
Coding region: 1-705 (234 amino acids)
Source: RefSeq, a predicted model, not a curated record
AUGUUAGAGAAAACACCGGGAAACCCGCCAAGAGCCACUAAAAAGUCACGCCGAUCCACCAGCCCGAGAGCCAUAGAGCUGAGAAGGCAUCAAAACAGAAUCGCACAGCGAAACCACCGCCGAAGGGUGCAGGAAAUAAACCAGGCUCGAAAACAAGCUGAGAGCAGCACCAUAACAGAAGAGACAGACCAAGAGACCCUGGACGCUAGCAAUACAAACAAGCACCAUUCACGCGGUGGUUCUGAGCAACGCCUGUCCGACAACGACAGCACAGAUAAUCAGGCUUCGCAAGCAGACCCUUCGUCUAUGACCUUUUAUGCUACCCUGCCGCGCACUGGUUUACUAACUAGCGAAUGCAGCAACAUGAUUAUGGCCGAGGACAUGAUGGCUAACCAGGCGCAGAGUGUGUCCUGGGUGGAUCCGAUGGCUAAGCCCAUGCAAGAAAAUGAGAAUUAUAUGCAGCAACCUUCCAUGCCACCUCAGAACUGUACCUGCAGCGCGGCUACAGGACCCUGCAUUGGCCAUAUGGAGAAGAUGCGUAUGGAGCUUCUUGGAGAGAUAAUAUCCCCGAUGCAACUACACCAUGAGCAAUCGCAGCAGCAGCAACAACAGCAACAGCAACAGCAACAGCAACAACAUCCCAAUCACCAUGUAUCUGAUAUUAAUAUGACGAGGUUGCAGUCGCAGCCUUUUGUCACCCGUUAA